Amphimedon queenslandica is the source of this 520-nucleotide messenger RNA. RefSeq names its product annexin A7-like. Bases 53 to 484 code for a protein of 143 amino acids. The record is from RefSeq and is a predicted model, not a curated record. Lineage: Eukaryota; Metazoa; Porifera; Demospongiae; Haplosclerida; Niphatidae. The transcript is spliced from 5 exons.
ACAACAUUAGUAGGCUCACCCCUACUCGGAGAUCUAACGAAAAUUCAGAACCAUGGCUCAGAGACAGCCUAGACAGAGAUACAGUCCAUUGCCAACUUAUGUACCAUACCCAGCACAACAAGGCUACUCAAGAUGCUCACCACAGCUAGCACAACAACAAAAUUAUGCUCCACAGCCUAAUACUGGCUAUGCUCCACAGCCUAAUACUGGCUAUGCUCCUAAUACUGGCUAUGCUCCACAGCCUGCAAGAUCUAGCCAGUUUGGUUACGCUCCUCAGCAGGGAUAUGCUCCACAACCACCUUGUUACACUCCCCAGCCUGCUCCUCAGCCUGUUGGUUAUGCUCCACAGCAGGGAUAUGCUCCACAGCAGGGAUAUGCUCCACAGCCUCAGCAACAAAAUAACAACAAUGUUGUAGUGGUUAAUACCGGGCAACCAAAGGCUGACUUUUCUAUGUCAUUGGUUCAGUGCUGCAAGAUUUCAUAGAGCUGAAGAAAUUUUGGCUAACUGUUUUGAUUUUUA